AUGCUCAAAACUUUAGUCCCAAGAAGCAGUCGAUCGCUGCUUUCAACCAAAGCUCCGCAGUUCGGCCCAGCAAAUCUGCGGACCGCCCCAAGCUUCCAGAUCUUCUCCCAGAAUCAACAGAGAAGUAGAGGCUACGCUUCAGAAGCUUCAGAGUAUGAUGUUCUCUUCAUCGGAGGUGGUGUUGCCGGCUAUGUUGGCGCAAUCAAGGCUGGCCAGGAGGGUCUCAAGACAGCUUGUAUCGAAAAGCGUGGAACUCUCGGUGGUACAUGCCUGAAUGUCGGCUGUAUACCCUCCAAGUCCCUUCUCAACAACUCACAUCUCUACCACCAAAUCCAACAUGACACGAAAAAGCGAGGUAUCGAUGUCGGCGAUGUGAAACUCAACUUAAAACAAAUGAUGAAAGCAAAAGACGAAUCCGUGACUGGUUUGACCAAGGGCGUUGAGUUCCUGUUCAAGAAAAACAAGGUCGACUACAUCAAGGGAGCAGGCUCAUUUGUCGACGAGCACACCGUCAGAGUUAAUCUAUCAGAUGGAGGUGAAACAGACGUCAAAGCCAAGAACAUAAUCAUCGCAACCGGUAGCGAAUCCACACCCUUCCCAGGACUUGAAAUAGACGAGAAAAAGGUCAUUACAAGUACGGGCGCUAUUGCUCUGGAGGAGGUCCCUAAGAGACUGACUGUCAUUGGUGGUGGUAUCAUUGGUCUUGAGAUGGCGUCUGUGUGGUCUCGUCUCGGCUCUCAGGUCACUGUCGUGGAGUUUCUAGGCCAGAUUGGUGGCCCCGGCAUGGACGCUGAGGUUGCCAAACAAGCUCAAAAAAUUCUUGGUAAACAAGGCAUGAAGUUCAAGUUAAAUACAAAGGUCACUUCCGGCGAUGCAAGCGGCGACGGAGUCAAACUUGAGGUCGAAGCCGCCAAAGGUGGCAAGAAUGAAACCAUUGAAUCUGAUGUCGUUCUGGUCGCAAUUGGUCGGAGGCCUUACACUGAAGGCCUUGGACUCGAGAACAUUGGCAUUGAGCUAGACGACAAGAAGCGACUCGUCAUCGAUCAAGAAUAUCGCACGAAGAUUCCUCACAUCCGAGUAGUGGGCGAUGUGACCUUCGGACCUAUGCUCGCACACAAGGCUGAGGAAGAAGGCGUGGCUGUCGUCGAGUAUAUCAAGAAGGGCUUUGGCCACGUCAACUAUGGCGCCAUUCCCUCCGUCAUGUACACACACCCUGAAGUCGCAUGGGUUGGUCAGAACGAACAAGAGCUCAAAGCAGCGGGUGUAAAGUACAACGUCGGAAACUUCCCAUUCACUGCCAACUCGAGGGCGAAGACCAAUCUCGAGACAGAUGGUUUCGUCAAGUUCCUCUCAGAUGCCGAGACAGACCGUAUCCUAGGCGUCCACAUUAUCGGAGCUAAUGCCGGCGAAAUGAUCGCCGAGGGAACCCUGGCCCUGGAAUACGGUGCCAGCAGCGAGGACGUGGCGAGGACGUGCCAUGCUCAUCCCACGCUGGCAGAGGCGUUCAAGGAAGCCGCCAUGAGCACGUACUCGUCAGCAAUUCACUACUAG
Exophiala aquamarina CBS 119918 is the source of this 1551-nucleotide messenger RNA. Its product is annotated as dihydrolipoyl dehydrogenase. The coding region runs from base 1 to 1551 and encodes 516 amino acids. Gene Ontology annotation, molecular function: dihydrolipoyl dehydrogenase (NADH) activity; flavin adenine dinucleotide binding. The record is from RefSeq and is a predicted model, not a curated record. The transcript has 3 exons. Lineage: Eukaryota; Fungi; Ascomycota; Eurotiomycetes; Chaetothyriales; Herpotrichiellaceae. Gene Ontology annotation, cellular component: oxoglutarate dehydrogenase complex; mitochondrion.